Molecule: messenger RNA, 411 nt
Organism: Striga asiatica
Lineage: Eukaryota; Viridiplantae; Streptophyta; Magnoliopsida; Lamiales; Orobanchaceae
Source: the annotation of a GenBank genome assembly
AUGGGUAGAGGGAGAGGAAAAGGGAAAAAACAAUCUCCCAUUGCUCGUGAAGAUAGUGCAAGCUUUGAGGAUGAGAAGUUGCCUAUGAAAAGAAGGGGAAGGCCACUGAAAGCGAUGAAAGACGAACUCGAGGAUGAUGAUGAAUUUGAAAAGAUAGGAGGAGGAGAAGAAGUAGGAUACGAAAAUGGUGAAAAUGAAAAAGGCUCGGAUGCUGGUAAAAACGGUAAAAAUGGUGCCUUCAUUGAGAAUGGCAAGAAGAGGAAAAGGCCUCUACAAGAAGAUGAUCAAGAUUUAGCCGUACGAGAGGAAAAUGGGAGUGCCUUGAAUAAAAACGUUGGCUAUAGACAAAAUGGAAGUCGGAGGAAAAGCAAACCUAGGCGUGCUGCUGAAGUUGGCGUCGAGUGCAAAUGA